Branchiostoma belcheri (Belcher's lancelet) is the source of this 1465-nucleotide messenger RNA. RefSeq names its product olfactory receptor 6C65-like. The transcript has a single exon. Bases 5 to 1465 code for a protein of 486 amino acids. The record is from RefSeq and is a predicted model, not a curated record. Gene Ontology annotation, molecular function: G protein-coupled receptor activity. Gene Ontology annotation, biological process: G protein-coupled receptor signaling pathway. Gene Ontology annotation, cellular component: membrane. Lineage: Eukaryota; Metazoa; Chordata; Leptocardii; Amphioxiformes; Branchiostomatidae.
GGAGAUGGAUUCGAACAAUUUUUUGCUCAAUGUGGGUGAGAUACAUGAAAUCAUAUCUAACACCCCACUGUCUCGUGGUCUCCAGACAGCAUACCUCGUUAUCAGUCUGGUCAUCGCUACAGUUUGCAACAUACUUCUCAUUUUCUUGGUCUGGAAAACAGAGCUUCUACGGAAGCCCCGUCACUACCUACGGUGUAACCUGGCGCUAGAAGACAUCAUCUUCACAGGAUGCAUGAUUCCCUCGGCGAUCUAUUGGCUUUUCAGCGAUUACGUCAGUAUCAGCCGACAUUUGACGUGUGUCGAACCGUUGGUGGUCCCAAUGUCAACAGUGUCAAUGUUUGGUACGUACCUCCUCAUGGCAAUAGAGCUGUACCACUUCAUAUGUCAUCCGCUGCACUACGGUACAAACGUCACUACAAAGCGCGUCUUCAUCGGGAUAGUUUCUGUCAGAGCCUUCGCCUUGUUCUUUGGGGUCGGGCCUACAGUAAUCAAGCGAUUGCAGAACGUCGACGACAAUCUGCUAUGUCAACCAGAGCCUUUCAACAGCACCAGCCCGGCCGCCAUCUUCAGAAACAUUUGCGGACUUUCCGUAGUGCUUGCCGUCUUGGCCAUCCUCAUAAUCUACUACAUUGUCUACAAGGAAGCCAGGAAACAGCAGGAGAGGGAUGAGCAGCGUCACUUGUGGCUUUGCCAGAUCAAGGCCUUCAGAAAACUGGCACCACAUAUCGUUGUCUUAGCUGUGUCUGUGGCAUCCUACCUAUUUCUGGUUGCCUCGGGUCGGGCUGUGCUCAGUGGUGGAGAGAAGGUAUCAACUUCUCGGCUCAUAACAGUCGUAGUGGCCAAUCGGAUCUUCCUGACGGUAUCAUCGAUGGUAAACCCCAUCAUCUACAGCUUCAGGCAGCCAGAGUUCCGACGAGCUCUGAGGGAGUUGUGCGGCUUGUCUAACAGUAACAACAUACCUUUGGUACCACCACCACCACCACCUGUACACCGAGGGCAGGGCGUGGCCGUUAUCAACUUUCCGCGUGAUUCGGUCCACCAUGAUGAAGAGACAUCGGACGAAGCGCUCACGGCAGCAUCACCUUCUCAACAGGAAAACGGAGAACAGGCACCACCUCCCAGUCCAGACCUAACACAGGCAGAGACACAUGGCCAGCAGACAGAGGUACUCGACAAAGGAGCACCUCUUCCUGACCACUGUGAAGACGAGAUGACCCGACCCAACCGACCGGCCGUACUGACCGUACAGGCGGACGUACAUCUCAACCCAACACCACCUCCUGGACGCAGCGGUCUGCCGAAAUCAGCCCCUCCUCAACACGGUCAACAGAUGACAGUGGAAACUUUUGCACCAGAACCAAAAAGCCAGAAAGACGAGAACGUCAUCGAUGUCUGUGGCAAAAAUGAGACGGUAAUCACGAGAAAACGCGUCCCAAAGAUGGCAUGGCAUGAGAGCAUGGUUUGA